AUGCUGCUACUGCAAACUCCACCACCCCCACCUUUGCCACUGGCAACAGACUCCAAUCCACCCUCGCCAACAGAAUCCACCUCACCCGAUCCCAAUCCCCUUCCUCCACCAAUGUUGACCGCAACCAACGCAAAUAAAUCACAACCACCACCACAUUCACAACAGCAACAUGCUAAAAAACACAAUAGUCAGAAACAGCAGCACCAACUUCAACCACCAUUAAAUAGCAACAACAAAACGACAUGUCCCUGCUGCAGGUCGACAACACAAUUGCCCAACGACAACAGCAACACUUUUCCGACGACCCAGAACAAUCAUCAUCUGCUGCAAUUGGGCGGUGAUGGUAAUGCCAACGAUUUAGUACUGAGCGCUUUGCGACACCAGCGUGACCUGUUCAGUGGGCCCUCGUUAGGAAUUCCGGAUGUUACGACUCGUGUGGGUAGUGUGAUUCACGCUUUCGAAACGAUGGCCCGCCAAAGGCAAGCCCUGGAACGGAGCGCUAGCGAGAAGCCGUACGAUUCAACCGUAGGACCUCGCUAUCGCUCACACAGGUCGUCCAAUGUGAAACGAGUCAAUGAUAGCCGCCAUAAAAUCAUUCUACCCACCCCGAAAGUGUCCCUUUCCUCCUUUGAUCCAUCCAUUUUGGCCAACACCCCGGCCACUGUACAGCAAUCCUAUACACAAUCCUCCGAUCCUCUAGAAGACCCCAGCGCAAACAACCAAAACCACCACAACAACAACAUCAUCAGCAUUGGUGGCACACACGAAAAUAGCAGUAGUAGUAAUAUUCUACAUAUUAAUAACAAUAAUUUAGGGCAGUACUUUCUUCCCUCGAAUAACCAUAAUAACCAUAGCCAUACGAUACCGAGAAGUUCUUUCCAGUCGCCAAUUGGCGGCCCUGAGACGCAUUACAAUCUGCCAAACGAAAAUGAUUCAAGCAACUUCGACUCGUUGAAUCUGGACGAUGAUUACCGUAAAAGCUCUUUUGGCAAACAGUCAAAACUCCAACCGCCGACAUCGACGACGGGAACGUUCGGUCGCAAUCAGCAUGUAAAUGAUGGCGCUACUACUGGCACUAGCACCAACUACCCCAACCCCUCGAAUUCAAAUGGCAACUUCAGCAGAAACAAUCCGAAUGUGUUUUUCAACGCGACGCCACCACUGUCUCAACCGCAGCAGCAGCAGCUUCCGGAAAAGGAAGUCCCGGUGGACAGAAAGCAGACGUCGUCCCCAGUGGCGGCAAUGCCACAGGGAACACAAACGCACACCAUGCGCUAUUACAACAACCACGAUAACAAGAACAACAACAACAAUAAUAAUAGUAGUAGUAGUAAUCGACGCCCCAGACCGACGUCUUCUACAGGCAUCGCCACACUGCUGCUGGGAAGUGGCAAUCUCGCAACCGACGAUAACGACGCCGAUAACAACAAUGACAAAUUCCUUCGCGGCACCACAGUCAGUCAAUCAUUCAUCAAGAACGUGAAGAACAUGCGAAGGAAGUCCUCCUCAUACGAUCUUCAAAGUGCCAACGCGGCUGCUCUUGGGAGUGGAAUCGGUGCCGGCAACGGUAAUUCCUCCGCCGCAAAUUCCGGCCUCAAACGAAGCGGGGCCGCCCUAAUGACGACAGCUGCUAGACACCUCUACAGACGUGCCAUCCAGCAAAAGGGCAGCCAUGGUGGGGCUGGCUCUGAUAAUGACACUGAUGAAUUAACCGCUUCUAGCAUCAACAACAACAACAACCAUCAGGCUAAGCCAGCCCGGGAUGUCGACCGAAGCCAGCAACGUGGUUCAACCGGCACAGGCACAGGUAAGCGCAGCACUAAAACCUUCCUACCCAGGACGCUAGAUAGGGCGGAAAUUUGA
Messenger RNA from Uranotaenia lowii, 1863 nucleotides. RefSeq lists its product as uncharacterized. The record is from RefSeq and is a predicted model, not a curated record. NCBI's taxonomy places the organism in Eukaryota, Metazoa, Arthropoda, Insecta, Diptera, Culicidae. The transcript has 3 exons. Bases 1 to 1863 code for a protein of 620 amino acids.